AAAUGUCAGUUAGCUGUCACUGUCAGUUGCUACUUGGUCCUUGUUCUUUUUUAUUCGUUUUACACGAUCGUUCUGUCUGCCGAUGCGGUUGUUUGCGCAUUUUCUUGGAUGUAGAUUAGCGUCAUACAUUGGACGAAUUUAGCACCUUAUUGAUUAAAUCUUCCUUGUGAUAAAAACGUGGUGAACUUACGAAGUGUUUUAUGCGGACAUCAUUUAGCAUUAAUCUUGUGGACUCUAUUUAAUUAAUUAAUAAUAAGUUUUCAUAGCUAGAUAAUCGCCGUUAACUACUUCUUAAAUAUAUUAAUUAAGUGUUAAAUAUCCGGAAUUGAAAAUGAGUCAAGACAAAUCUAAUGGACAUAAUAUCGAACCAGAGCUACCUGCUGGUGUUCAAGUUGAAGAAAUAGAAAUCCCAGUACCAUGGGGUCACGUCGCUGGACGAUGGUGGGGCCCUAGGAACAAGCAGCCACUGAUCGCUAUCCACGGCUGGCAAGACAACGCAGGGACCUGGGAUAAUCUUAUCCCACUACUGCCAACGUCAACCUCCGUCCUGUGUCUUGAUCUCCCCGGACACGGCCUCUCCUCACACUAUCCGACCGGAAUGCUCUACUACAUAUUCUGGGAUGGGGUAGCGUUACUAAGAAGGAUAGUUAAACACUUUAAAUGGAGUAAAAUCAGUCUAAUGGGACAUUCUCUAGGUGGCGCAUUAAGUUUCAUGUACGCGGCCUCAUUCCCGGAUGAUGUGGAUAGCAUUAUUUGUAUAGAUAUUGCCAGUCCUGCUGUAAGAGUGCCAGAAAACAUGGUUAAAGCGACUGGCUGGUCUGUUGAUAAGAUUCUAGAAUAUGAGACGUUAUCUGAAAAUAAGAUACCUUGCUACGAUUAUGAAGAGAUGAUCGAUAUAGUAGUUGAUGCAUACAAAGGGUCAGUGUCAAGGGAGAAUUGCAAAGUUCUGAUGAAGAGGGGCAUGGCUCCGACGCCGGCACAUUUGAAAAAGAAUGGAUACCAUUUUAAAAGGGAUCCGAGACUCAAAGUGUCUGUUCUAGCAAUGAUGUCUUUAGAAACAGCAUUAGCUUAUGCUGCUAAAGUAAAAUGCAGAGUACUUAAUAUCAGGGCGAUUCCUGGACAGAAUUGGGAGAGAUUGGAUUAUUACAUGGCGGUUGUUGACAAACUUAAAGAGACAACUGACGUAACUUAUAUAGAAGUGGAAGGUACACAUCAUGUACAAUUAAAUUCACCAGAAAAUAUAGUUAAUAUAAUUGAAGAUUUCUUAGAAAUGUACUAACUGUACGCUUAGGCUUGUUACAAUGUUGUGAUAAAUUGUGAUGAUGGAAUUAGUUAGCAAAUUAGCACGAUGAGUCGAUAUGUAACGACUAUAAAUGUAGUUUUAAGUGUAAUUUUAUUUAUUCCUAUUUAGUUAAUAGAUAACGCAACAGCUACAAAUAAUUUAUUCACAAAUUUCUGCUUCCACAAAAUUAGUCUUAAACUAAAAAUAGAUUUAAGAACGAAAUAGAUACGAGGUAAUAGUAGUAUUGCAAACUUCAGCAUGAAA
Molecule: messenger RNA, 1546 nt
Organism: Papilio xuthus (Asian swallowtail)
Lineage: Eukaryota; Metazoa; Arthropoda; Insecta; Lepidoptera; Papilionidae
Gene: kraken
Product: serine hydrolase like 2 kraken
Exons: 2
Coding region: 332-1279 (315 amino acids)
Cellular component (GO): membrane
Source: RefSeq, a predicted model, not a curated record